AUGGCCUCUGUUACUGCUUCAUCCGUCUCUUUCUCCUCUGCCCCUUCAUCUCUCAAGAAAAACCAGGUCUCGCAAUUGAAGACAGUUUCAGUUUCUUUCGGUGGAAAAAGCUUCAAGCCAUUCCCUCUCCGUUUCCAUGUUGCCUGUGCGGCAAAACCUGAGACAACGGAUAAAGUUAUUGAAAUUGUGAGGAAACAACUAGCUCUCCCUGCUGAUUCAGCCAUUACUGGAGAGUCCAAGUUCGCAUCACUCGGUGCUGAUUCACUCGAUACGGUUGAGAUUGUCAUGGGACUUGAAGAGGAGUUUGGGAUCUGCGUGGAAGAAGAAAGUGCUCAAACUAUCACCACUGUUCAAGAAGCAGCCGAUAUGAUUGAGAAGCUCAAAGAGAAGAUAUAA
Messenger RNA from Fraxinus pennsylvanica, 396 nucleotides. Lineage: Eukaryota; Viridiplantae; Streptophyta; Magnoliopsida; Lamiales; Oleaceae. The record is from the annotation of a GenBank genome assembly.